CGGUCAGGCCGCGCAGGACGGGGUGGGGGUGAGCGUAGCGGGGCUUGUGAAGCCUCGGCCCGGCCUGGUCCAGCUGCACUCUCUGCGCCGCUGCUGCCGCUACCACGGGGGGUAAGAGCAGUUAUUUCACAACAGCCACACACUAUAGGAGGAGGAGGAGGAGGUGCACUUUUACAAAGAGCAGGGAGACUGACAGGAGCAUGAUGGUUGGGUUUUUGGACCUGUGAGGCCAGAAAGAGGAGAAAUGGCAGUGCACGUUUUUAAAUGCCUGCGCCGGCCCGGACGCUAGAGCAGCCAACAGAGGUGAGUGCAAGAGUGUGUAGGCCCAUCCAGCGUUGUGACAGGAGCGUUAUGGAAUAUGAGGAGCCAGACUUUCUACCUGCAGACACCCACAGAAAAAAAGGAGGUGCCGUGUCCAAGAAGACUCAUUUGACCCAGAUUGAAGUUAUCCCAUGCAAGAUUUGUGGAGAUAAGUCCUCUGGAGUGCAUUAUGGAGUCAUCACAUGCGAGGGCUGCAAGGGCUUUUUCCGGCGCAGCCAACUUCCUACUGUAUCCUACUCCUGCUCCAGGCAAAGCAACUGCCAGAUCGAUCGAGCCAGUCGGAACCGCUGCCAGCACUGUCGUUUGCAGAAGUGUUUGGCUCAGGGCAUGAGCAGAGAUGCUGUGAAAUUUGGCCGCAUGUCCAAACGUCAGCGGGACUCUCUUAUUGCUGAGGUGGAGCGACACAGACAGCAGCAGCAACAGCAGCAGCUUCAGGGAGACACCCAGGUGACACUGUCCUACCCAACUAAAAACCGCCAGGACCGCUCCCCGCAGCUCCUUCAGCCCAUGGCCACAGCAUACUCCUACAGUGGGGACGCAGAGCUGCUGCCCUACGGCGCUGAGGUCCACCCCUAUCUGGUGUGCUCCCCGAGUGACUCACAGCUGUCAGGGAUGAUCUACCGGGACUCCCCUACACCCAGAUCCCAGGGGAGGGGGGACAACAGUGGACACCAUGAUGUUAGAGGAUUUGACUCAAGACAGCAACCUCAUGAUCUUAUGGCUCUCCAUCCCUACAAUCCUCUCGAUGAUUUGUACAACCUUUAUCCCCAUCCUCUGCGAAACAUAGAUGAGCUAUGUGCCAGCAUCGUCCGUUCCCACAGAGAGACCAGCCAGUACAGAUUUGAGGAGCUGCAGGCUCUCAGAUGGAAAGUGUUCAGCAGAGAGGAGAUCCAAGCAUAUCAGAGCAAGACAGUAGAUGAGAUGUGGCAGCACUGUGCCGUCCGACUGACUGAUGCCGUUCAGUAUGUGGUGGAGUUUGCGAAACACGUCCCAGGUUUCCGUAUGCUCAGCCAAAACGACCAGAUAGCUCUCCUCAAAACUGGCUCCAUGGAGGUGGUUCUGGUUCGCAUGUGCCGCUUCUUCAACACUGUGAACAACACGGUUUUCUUUGAUGGAAAAUUUGCUGGAACUGAAGUCUUCAAGUCUCUGGCGUGCAAUGAUUUAAUUGCGGCGGUGUUCGACUUUGCUCAUGGGAUGUGUGCUUUGAAACUCACAGAGCAGCAGCUCGCCCUCUUCAGUGCGCUGGUCCUGGUCAACGCAGACCGUCCAUCACUAGAGGACAGAGGCAGAGUUCAACGAGUGCAACGAACCGUGGAGUUGGGACUCACUCACAUUCUUCACCGAGACAACCAGGAUAGUCUGAUGCAUAAGCUCCACCAGAGGAUGGCAGUGUUGCGUUCGCUGUGCAGCCUGCACAUGGAGAAGCUGCGCUGGUUCAGCCAACGAAACCCGCUCAUUGCUCACUCUCUGUUCCCGCCGCUCUACAAGGAGCUGUUUGCAUCCGAGGCCGAGCUGCUGCCAGGGGCCACUCACUGACCAUCCCGCAGAAGAUGCAGACACACGCACACAUCCACAGACAAGCAGAACCUUAAGUUUUAAUAGUAACUUGCAAAGGAAUCUGUAUUUUGAUUAGGAAAAAGCUGUAAAUGUAAUGGAUUAUUCUGUGAUUUCCUUUAGAUAGGUUGAUUAUUUCAGGGACCGUGAAUUUUGAUGUUAUUUGAGGGUAUAUUUUUACGAUUUAUUUUGUCUCAGGAUGUACUGUUGAGAUUCUUUCCAGCUGUAGCUACUGAGUGUGUGUCACAGUUUGUUCAUGCAAAGAUUCACAGAGGCAGGAUGCACUGGCAGCUUAGACUUAAAGUCACAGUGACCCCAAAAUCGUCCGGCAAAUUAAAACAUUACUUAAUGCUUUUACUUUGACAGUGUGUUUGAUAUUUGCUUGGAUUCACCCUAAUAAUGACUUUGCAAAAUAAACAGAAGGUAUGGAAACUAAAAAGUUAAAUAAAAGGCAGAGAAAACUUCUGCUUUAGUAAAAGUUUGGCCCGAGCUAAAACCCAGAGUGUUUCUUUCAGUGGUGCUGGCAGUAAUUACCACACUGGUUUAAAAAAAGAAGAAAAACCAUGCUGUUCUUUCCAGUAAAAAAUAAGCAAUAAGAGUAACAAACUGUAACAGAUGUUGACCCCAUUUCACAGGAAAAACAUUACAUAACCCCCGUUUUUCUGCUGUCACUUUAUUUUAUUUUCAUAUUUCAAGUCAGUGCAAAGCUUCUUUAUUGUUCAUGUACAGUCAUGUUGAUGUAAUGUUGAAAUGUUAUUAUUUUUCUUGUUCCAUCAUUCUUGCUUCUGCUCAGUGUUUGUUUUCCAUCAUUGCUUUAAUAAACGAUACAAAAGCAGAGAGAUGUUUAGCCUCA
Messenger RNA from Girardinichthys multiradiatus, 2728 nucleotides. It is a transcript of the gene rorc, whose product is annotated as RAR-related orphan receptor C. The transcript is spliced from 13 exons. Gene Ontology annotation, biological process: regulation of transcription by RNA polymerase II. The record is from RefSeq and is a predicted model, not a curated record. Gene Ontology annotation, molecular function: RNA polymerase II cis-regulatory region sequence-specific DNA binding; nuclear receptor activity; zinc ion binding. NCBI's taxonomy places the organism in Eukaryota, Metazoa, Chordata, Actinopteri, Cyprinodontiformes, Goodeidae. Bases 265 to 1857 code for a protein of 530 amino acids. Gene Ontology annotation, cellular component: nucleus.